UUCAGCUCUCGGCAUUCACCAUGAAUCUCAAGGUAGUCCUCGUGUUCCUGGCACUGUCCCUCAUUACCAUCUCUGCCCUGGCCUAUGUCUUGCUGACCAGCCAACGUAGCUCCAGCCGGCCUCCCCGCUGCCCCUCUGUAUCCUACAGUGCCCAGUCCUGGACACACCCUGGUCAGAGCCAGCUGUUUGCAGACCUGAGCCGAGAAGAGCUGACGGCUGUGAUGAGCUUUCUGACCCAGAAGCUGGGGCCAGGCCUGGUGGAUGCAGCUCAGGCCCACCCCUUCGACAACUGCGUCUUCUCAGUGGAGCUGCAGCUGCCCCCCAAGGCUGCAGCCCUGGCCCACCUGGACAGGGGGAGCCCCCCGCCUGCCCGGGAAGCACUGGCCAUUGUUUUCUUUGGUGGACAACCCCAGCCCAAUGUGACUGAGCUGCUGGUGGGGCCACUGCCGCACCCCUCCUACCUGCGGGAUGUGACUGUGGAGCGUCACGGGGGCCCCCUGCCCUAUCACCGACGCCCCGUGCUGGGAACUGAGUCUGCCCAGAUGUGGAAGCAUUUGAAAGAGGUGGAGCUCCCCAAGGCACCAGUCUUCCUGGCUUCUGUCUUCAACUACAGUGGCUCCACUUUGGCAGCUCUGCACGCCACCCCUCGUGGCUUGCGCUCAGGGGACCGUGCUACCUGGAUAGCCCUCUACCAUAACAUCUCAGGUGCUGGGAUUUUCCUUCACCCUGUGGGGCUCGAGCUACUGCUGGACCACAGGGCCUUGGACCCUGCCCGCUGGGCUGUCCAGCAGGUCUUCUACCUUGGGCACUACUAUGCAGACUUGGGUCAGCUGGAAUGGGAGUUUAAGGCUGGCCGGCUGGAAGCGGUUAGAGUUCCUCUACCCCUGCCAGAUGGGGCCUCAUCGCUGCGAUCGCGGGUCUCCCCAGGUCCUCUUCCCCCUCUUCAGUUCUCUCCUCAGGGCUCCCGGUACAGUGUGCAAGGGAACCUAGUGGCGUCCUCCCUCUGGACGUUUACCUUUGGCCAUGGGGUGUUCAGUGGCAUGAGGAUUUUUGAUGUUCGGUUCAAGGGUGAGCGAGUGGCCUAUGAAGUCAGUGUCCAGGAGUGUGUUUCUAUCUAUGGUGCCGAUUCACCCAAGACAAUGAUGACCCGAUACCUGGAUAGCAGCUAUGGACUUGGCCAUCACAGCCGGGGCUUGGUGCGGGGAGUGGACUGCCCCUAUCAGUCUACCAUGGUGGACAUCCACGUAUUAGUGGGCAAAGGGGCAGUCCAGCUGCUCCCGGGGGCUGUGUGUGUGUUUGAGGAGGCCCAGGGACUACCCCUCCGCAGGCACCACAAUCACCUUCAGAGUCAUUUCUAUGGUGGUUUGGCUGGCUCGGCCCUUGUAGUCAGGUCUGUGUCCUCUGUAGGCAACUAUGACUACAUUUGGGACUUUGUAUUGCACCCAAAUGGGGCGCUUGAAGGGCGGGUCCAUGCCACGGGCUACAUCAAUACAGCUUUCCUGAGCGGGGGCGAGGAGAGCCUCCUCUUUGGGAACCGCGUUGGGGAGAGAGUGCUGGGGGCGGUGCACACGCAUGCCUUCCACUUCAAGCUGGACCUGGAUGUGGCAGGGCUGAAAAACUGGGUGGUAGCUGAAGACGUGGUGUUUAAACCUGUGGCAGCCCCUUGGAGUCCGGAGCACCAACUGCAGCGCCCACAGCUGACUCGGCAGGUCCUGGGAAGGGAGGACCUGACAGCUUUUUUCUUGGGGAACCCCCUUCCCCGCUACCUUUACUUGGCUAGCAACCAGACUAAUUCCUGGGGUCACCAGCGCGGGUACCGAAUCCAGAUCCACAGCCCUCUUGGCAUACACAUGCCCCUGGACAGCGACAUGGAGAGGGCCCUCAGCUGGGGGAGAUACCAGCUUGUGGUGACCCGGAGGAAGGAGGAGGAGUCACAGAGCAGCAGCAUCUAUUACCAGAAUGACAUCUGGACACCCACUACAGCCUUUGCUGACUUCAUCAACAAUGAGACCCUGUUAGGAGAGGACCUGGUGGCUUGGGUUACAGCCAGCUUCCUGCACAUCCCUCACGCUGAGGAUGUCCCCAACACAGUGACUCUGGGGAACAGAGUUGGCUUCUUGCUCCGACCCUAUAACUUCUUUGAUGAGGACCCCUCCAUAUUCUCCCCUGGCAGCGUCUACUUUGAGAAGGGCCAGGAUGCUGGGCUCUGCAGUGUCAAUCAUGUGGCCUGCAUCCCCCACCUGGCGGCCUGUGUCCCGGACCUGCCGCCUUUCUCUUACCAAGACUUGUAGCCCUGAGUGUGUGGUGGGACAUGGGCGGGACGGAGAGGGGGUGCUGAGACAUGUACCUUCCUCUCUGUUCCCACUUCCUGCUCCCCUGACACUCGACCCUUGGGAAACUGCCUCCUACCACGUAAACCCCCAUAUAUCCUUUAGUUCUUAUUUCCAGUUCAUCUUUUUUAAAUGAUGAAUUUAUACAAAUGACGUUGAUAUUAAAAUACUCAAGCUAAAACACCACAAAUCCUACCACUCAGAAACAGCAUUCACAUUUGGUGAAUGUUAUACCAGACAUUUCUUUAAUGCAUGUGCAUUGAAGUGGAAGAAUAGAUAGAAUUUUGUAAAAACUGAUGGUGUGUAUAAUUUAUAAUAAAAAGUAUUA
Lipotes vexillifer (Yangtze River dolphin) is the source of this 2658-nucleotide messenger RNA. RefSeq names its product amine oxidase copper containing 2 (gene AOC2). Bases 21 to 2291 code for a protein of 756 amino acids. Gene Ontology annotation, molecular function: primary methylamine oxidase activity; quinone binding; copper ion binding. The record is from RefSeq and is a predicted model, not a curated record. The transcript is spliced from 4 exons. Gene Ontology annotation, biological process: amine metabolic process. NCBI's taxonomy places the organism in Eukaryota, Metazoa, Chordata, Mammalia, Artiodactyla, Lipotidae. Gene Ontology annotation, cellular component: plasma membrane.